This is a messenger RNA of Fusarium sp. VM40, 5796 nucleotides long. Lineage: Eukaryota; Fungi; Ascomycota; Sordariomycetes; Hypocreales; Nectriaceae. The record is from the annotation of a GenBank genome assembly.
AUGGCUUCCGAAUCGCCAAAAGCGCCAGAUCUGGCCACGAUGCCAAACGAUUCCGAUGUUACCAGCUCCACCGAGGCUCCCGCUCCCGCUCCCACGACGUCAUCAACAACAGACACGGCCGUGCAGCCCGACGACUCUACACACCAAGAUGUCCCGGCGCAACACGAUCAAAACUCGCCAGAAAAAAGCGGUGCUGCGAACGCCUGGCUCUCACAAGAUGAUGAAGAAGAAGAAGGCAACGAUUGGCUGGCUUCCGACGAUGCACCAAACCAAGCACAACAAGAGGAGCCUCCUGUUGAGACUCUCCCUGAGCAACCCGAGCCUGAAUCUGUUGCACAACCUAAGGGAUCGACGUCUCAACACUCAAGCUCCCGAUCCUUCGCUCGUACAGUGUCCCACGAAAUCAGCUUCGGGGACGAAGAGGAGGGUGAAUGGAGCUUGAACCGCACUGACACCGACCCUUUCAAAUUUAUGCCUCCCAACGACCGCACAAAUUCUUUCCCGUCAGUCCCACCUGCUCACAUAAAUGCAGAGGUUGGUGAUCAACCUUUACCCCCAAACCAGGCCAUGGAUGUGUUGGAGGAGACAGAGAAGGAAGCCGACGCGGAAGAGGAGCUAUACCAACGAGAAGAGACAGCCGAGGGACUUGAGGCACCAAGACGAGGCCACUCCUCGUCUAUAUCUAUAGGAGGAGAUUUGAAGAGCCCAGAGGGCCAGAAUUUCGAUGAGCGUUACGAAGAGGGAAUCCCAUUGAUCCCCCAGUCUGCCGAAGAACGUAAUGAGGUGCCCAGUACGCAGGAGGACAAGACUCCAGUCGACGUAUUUAAUGAUGAUGAAGAGGCAGACGGUGUCGAUUUUUUUACUCAAGUCCAGGGUUCCGAACCUGUGUCUGAUGAGCAACCUCCUGCGUUGGAACGAAAAUCGACAAUGCAAGUUCUGGAUUCGAUGAACGCAGGUAUUAUUUCAAAGCAGCCUACACUUGAAGAGACACCAGAAGAGGAUGAAGAAGAGGAGUCAGAUGAGGAGUCAGACGAGGAGAAGGAAGAGGACGAGGAAGAAGAAGAAGAUGAUGACGAUGAUGACGAUGAUGACGAUGAUGACGAUGAUGAAGAGGACGAAGUCGAAGUCAAGGAUGAAAAGGUGUUACAAACUGAGCCAACGCCCGCUGCGUCUGAUCCGGCUCCUGCCAACAAAGAAGACCUCGCAUCAAAAUGGGAACAAGCAUUCGCUGACGACGAAGAUGAAGACUUCCUGCUCGAGGAAAAUACCGGAGAAGACAAACAAGUUGAUCCAGCUGCAUUUUUCGGAAGCGAUGAUGAGGGUUUUCUGGAGGAAGAGGAACCUAUUGAGGCUCCAGCACCUGCGCCUGUACCUACAACACACCAACCCUCGGGAUCCAACCCUUAUAUGCCACAAGCACCAGUAGCUCACUCGGCACCAUCUCCCUACGCCCCAAGCUUUCAAGCGCAUGGAAUACCUGCUCCUCAAGUGUCUGCGUUCAACUCUCCAGCGCCUGCUACAACUACCUUCGGCUCAACCUCCCAAUACGGCCAGCCUCCCCCAGUACGCCCUGAGAUGUCGAAAGCACAAAGCUUCGCCGAUAAGUCAAAAGGAGGAUACCACUCACCCUAUGACCUGCCGACUGAUCUUGUCACCAAUGUGGUAAAGCCUCGAAAGAGGGCAAGCAUGCAGCAGCUGUCUCAGGCAAACCAUCUUCAUGCUCCGGUUCAACCUCCGCCUAGAAGUGCGAGCGUUGGCAUGCCUGCUCCUCCAACUAAACUCACGCCGCCUUCUUCUAGCCACGGCUUACCCGUUCAGCAAUCCGCAGCACCUCCAAAGGCCACAGCACCUGGUGUUCAGAAUAAGGAGAACUUUUUCGAGGAACUCCCCAUGACGUCUAGGCCUAGACCGAGCUCGCGAACCAGUCAGAGGGCGUCAUCUCCCGCUCGAAACCAACCUCCAAUGGCUCGCGCACCACAUGUCCCAUCACCACUAGCACCUCCGGUUCCUAACCAGAUGAUCUCUCCGCCUUUGGCUGCCACAUCGGCGCCUCCCAUUGAGGCCUAUAGUGAACCUCCAAGCCAGCCGUCCCUCGUUCCAGGAGCUGGCCUGGUUGCACCUGAAAGGGUCAGUCCAUAUGCUUCUCUGACCACUUCCGCCAACCAUAUGCCCCCGCCCCCCUUGAACAACACUUCACGGUACUCUCCUGCUCCAGGUACAAGCCAUACUGCGCCACCGGCUCCAAUCAGUAGCCGUUAUUCGCCUGCACCUCCUGCUACCAAGACCCACGGAUCGUAUGGAGCCGUGGCUAAUUCAGGCCCUGCACCUGUGCUCCCACAUCAGCCGAGAACAUCCAGCCCGUUGACUCAUUCUGAGACUGCUCAUUUUGAGCCCAGGCUAAGCCGCGUUUCAUCUCUGCCCCCGACACGUGAGGUGGAUGAGGAGGACGAGUCACAGACCCCGACCAGGUCGGCAAGUGCUACUCAUUCUAUUCCUCAUCAAGAUUUGAGGUACAAUCCUGCAUCUCCUCCGAAGUCUUCUGAACAGACACCACCUCCGAGCUAUGCUGGGCAGCUUACCUUGUCACCACCAAAGCAGUCAAGCCCAUACGCGCCUCAUGCACCGCCAACAGCUCAGGUUGGCUUUGUGCCUCCUCCUCGAGCCCAGACACAGUCACCAAGCGCUGCCUUUGGGCACAAGCCGGCUCAGAAAUCAUCAGACUCAACCCGCCGUCCUUCGUCUGCUCACUCUCACUCCUAUCCCUCUCCGGUAGGGGCAAAGCCAGCCCCUUCGUCCUAUGCGCCGGCAGCUCCCGCAGCACCAGCUCCCGGUGUCUCUACUGUCCGAACCCGUGGGCAGUCCAUCACAAUGAACAUGGUUGCCCCUACUGAUGGACGAGAGCACGAUGAGCUUCAACGAUGGAAAGGGGUGCCUAUCAUCUCAUGGGGUGUGGGUGGCACUGUUGUCACCUCAUUCCCCAAGAGUGUUCCUCGAUAUGGUAUGAACCAGUCUGUUCCAAUGAUUGUGCGGACUCCAGGAGAAGUCAAGGUCCUAAGCGUCAAGGACAUUGAGCCACUACACGAUCAUGUGGCCAAGUUUCCGGGCCCUCUCAGAGGUAAAUCAAAGAAGAAGGAGACGAUCACCUGGCUUAAUUCUGGAAUUGAGCUACUUGAGAAAGAUCUCCCUGAUGUUUCUUUCCACUCCCAGCUUUCCCUCGAGGCAAAGCGAGCCGUUGAACGGUUGCUUCUUUGGAAAAUCAUGCGACUUUUCAUUGAGCAUGAUGGUGUCCUCGAGGGUAACCCUACUGUUGAGGCAGCCGUCCGAGAUGUUCUUUCUCCUGGUGAGGCCGCCUCAACCACUGGCGAUGAUGGAAUCUUUCCAGGCGCCAGUAGCUUCAGCACAGGAAUUGCCUCUGUCACCUCAAUGCAAGCGGAUGGCGUCGAUGUAUCAACAAUGGAUCAGGUCCGGCAUCACUUGCUAAGGGGUGACCGAGAUAAGGCUGUCUGGGCUCUCGUUGACAAGCGACUUUGGGGACAUGCCAUGUUAAUCUCACAUACCGUGGAAGGCGACCUUUACAAACGCGUUGCACAAGAGUUCGUCCGUAAGGAAGUGAACUAUCCUGGCCAUGCCAAUGAGUCCAUGGCUGCGCUGUACAAGAUUCUUUCCGGCAAUUUGGAAGACUGCGUCGAUGAGUUAGUCCCCGUUCAUGCUCGGGCUGGUCUUCAGCUUCUUUCUACAGAUGUAGGCUCCGGACCUACGAAGGACACUCUCGACGGGUUGGACAAGUGGCGAGAGACUCUGUCGCUCGUGCUGAGCAACCGAAGCACCAAUGAUAUUCAGGGAUUGAAUGCUCUUGGUAGUCUCUUGUCCAGCUAUGGACGAGCCGAGGCGGCUCACAUCUGUUUUAUCUUUGGCCGUCACUCAUCUGUUUUCGGUGGACUGGAUGAUCCUAACGUAAACUUUGUGCUCAUUGGGGCUGAUCAUCGACAACAAUCCGAUCAGUUUGCCAAAGAGACAGAGGCUCUACAACUUAGUGAAGUCUACGAGUACGGUUUAUCUCUUGCAGGAGGAGCUCUCGCAGCAGCAGGAACGCCCCAUCUGGCAGCCUACAAACUUGAGCACGCAAUGACUCUUGCAGAGUACGGCCAUCGAGACAAGGCUAUGCAGUAUUGCGAUGCUAUCCUGGGAGCCAUUUCUUCUCAAACCAAGCGAUCGCCUUAUCAUCACCUUGUUCUUGAAAGUGCGGUUGAGGAUUUCAUGUUGAGGCUGAAGCAAGCACCCAAGGAGGAAGGCGGCUCAUGGAUCUCUAAACCAAGCAUGAACAAGGUUUCUGAUAGCAUGUGGAACAGAUUCAACAAGUUCGUUGCCGGAGAUGAUACCGAGGACAACAGUGGAGGCGCUGGAGAGGCAGGACCAUUCACUCGUCCCUCUGGAGAAUUUAGUCGAUCACCUUCGGUGUCCAACUUUGACAUCUACGGUCAGCAAUCACCUAGUUUUGUUGGUAUGACGCCUGCUCAAACACAAGCGGGCGGCGCGGCAUCCAAAUAUGCGCCUGCGAGUAUGACACCUGCCGGUUCUGCGAAUCCCUACUCCCCAACAUCUCAGUACACCCCCGGACGAACGUCGAUGGAACAAGCUUCUGCCGAACAAGGCCACAACCCAUAUGAGCCUGGAUAUCCCGGUGCCCCUUCAGCCAACCAAGGCAACAGCUACGCCCCAUCGGUUCCUCAGCCUCAGUCAAAUAGCGUUGGCUUCAGUGGACCAGCAGGACUAGCCCCUGCAGCUCAAAUUACACAGGGCUACUCCCCUGCCGGAUACCAGCCGUAUGGAAUGCCAGACUCAGUGGCGGCAGGCGAUGACGAGAAGCCUGCCGACUCUUCAGCACAAGGUUUCCAACCUCUUAGCUAUGGGUACGAGCCACCUCAGUUGUCUUCCAACCAACCUGAACAGGCGACUGGGGACAACGCUGGAGCAAGUGGUAGCGGGGGAUACGAACCCCCUUCCUUCCAGCCUUACGGCUACGAGCCACCAUCGUUCGAACCUCAGUCUACCGCUGAUGAUGAUGAUGCACCCAGACCCAAAAAGAAGAGCUUCAUGGAUGAUGACGAUGAUGAUUUUCCGUCCGCAAAGUCUACGGAUAAGUCAAAGGCGGAUAAGGACCGGGAGAACCAGGAAAUGUUCCGUAAGGCCGCCGAAGAGGAUGCCAAGCGAGCAGCUGCUCAGCAAUCAUCCAAGAAGGGCUGGGGCUUUGGUGGUUGGUUCGGAGGUGCAAAGAAAGGAGCUCCCCUCGAACAGUCAUCAUCUGGCGAUUCUUCACCUGGCAAGCCUAUUCGUGCUAAGCUUGGUGAAGCCAGCAGUUUUGUCUAUGAUCCUGACCUCAAGCGAUGGAUCAACAAGAAGCCUGGUGCCGAAAACACGCCAGCUAAGACUGCGACUCCCCCUCCUCCCAGGGCUGGCCCUCGCUCUGUCUCCGGAACCCCCCCGCCACCUACUGGCACCCCUCCGCCACCUUUGAUUUCAAGCAACAGCGCGCCACCACCGUUGAUGCCUCCAAAGGUACGCGCUGGUACACCAGAACUGACAAAGGCAUCGUCUUCAGAAAGCCUGGGCUUGGCACCUCCCGCCAUGACUCGAUCAGUUUCCAACACCAGCAACGCAAGUGCACCGCCUAGUCGGCCAACAACGAGCAUGAGCAAUGCUAGCAGCAUUGACGAUUUGCUCAGUGUUGCCCCACGCAAGGCCAGCGACAAGAAGAAGGCACGAAAGGGUCGCUAUGUCGAUGUCAUGGCCAAGUAA